UUGUUGUUACAGAUAAUCGGUACGGGCUAGCCCAAUACAAAACCCGUCGACUUUCACAGUGUUCUUCCGGGUUCCAAGUCAGAACUCAGAUGAGUGUCUGAUCGGAAAUUCUGCACUGCGACUUCCCGAGUCCUAAAUCGCCCCCUCUCAGCCGCAGACAAUGGCCGAUCACGAUCACAACCACCACCACUACCGCCCGCACCGCCUGUCUCUCCCGCAGCGCACCGCCGUUCCGGCCACUACUCUUAGAACCCCUCUCUUUCCUCCUUCAACACCCACUCCCACGCCAUCGAAAGCUCGCGCCUCUGCUCUUCUUCCCCUGAAAUCUUCUUCUCACAGCAACAAGACUUCAUCCCUUUCCUUCCUAUUCCUUCUCCUCUUCUCCCUCCGCUCUCUGUACUCUCUCCUCCCUUUCCUCCGCUCGUCUCCGUCGUCUUUUUCUAUCUUCCCCUUUUCUUUCCUCGUCUCCCUCUUCUCUUUUGUUCUCACCUUACUCUUUUCUCUCUUUGCCUACCCUUCUUCAUCUUCUUCAUCUUCUUAUUCCAGAGACCCUUUUCGCCAAAAGCAACGCCUGCCUAUCUUCUCCCUCACCUCUAUGACCCAAUCUCAACAUAUUCAUCUUUUGGCUAAGUCAAUUCUACAAGCUGUGGUCUUCCUUCUCAGAUUCCAGGCUCUCAGAUAUUGCGGCGCCGCAGCAAUGAUUUUGGCAGAACUGUCCGGCAAUGUGGCUGCUCGGUGCAUAGCCUGUGGAAGAAAAAAUCAAAACUUUGGUGAUCCGGGCAAUCUCGGAUCAUCUAGAAUCGGUGGGUUUAUAGCUAUGUUCUUUGGGUUGUUUUUUUUAUCUGUGAGUUGGGACAGAAUUGAAUGCUUCCCUCUGUCGUCUGUGAAUAUUAAUAAGUUGGGAAUUUCAGCUUUUGCUAGUGGAAAUUGUGUUAGGGUUUGGCCUAUGUUGCUUCCCUUUUUGUCUGGGUUUUUGGGGUGCUACGAUCGGAUUACAAUGAACCCCACAACUUUAAGGGAAAUUGGGCAGAAGCGGGUUCGGUUGAUUUCAUUGUUGUACACUACAGUUUUGCUUUUCAUACCUGCUGCUGUGAGUAUGGUUGUCUUCGAAGCAGAGGGCGAAAAUGUCUCUUUAUCGAAUCUUGGCUGGCCCUUGGUGAAUACAGUACUGUUUGGUGUGCUUUUGAGUGAGAACUACACAGAUGACAAACCAUUUCCAUCAAAAGAUUUUCAGAGAGAGUAUAUAGUCACUUAUGCGUGUACACUUAUCUUGGAACUGUUUUAUUUUCCUGAGCUUUCACUCUGGGGACUGUUGAUUUGUGGCUUCUUGCUCUGGAUUGCCGUCAGAAAUUUAGAUCCUUCUAAUCAUCUUGAGUUAGGGUUUGAAUCACCCGAGUCGUUGAAUGCUUCCGUUAUGAGCCCACUUCGCCACAUCUUGAGGGAAAGGAAGUCCCGAAAGAUUGCUCUUUUUCUCUUGAUCAAUACAAUGUACAUGGUUGUUGAGUUUGUUGUAGGGUUUAUGAAUAAUAGUCUUGGUUUGAUAUCAGAUGCUUGCCACAUGUUGUUUGACUGUGCUGCCCUUGCUAUUGGAUUGUAUGCGUCAUACAUAUCCCGUUUGCCAGCUAAUGCCCAGUUUAACUAUGGCCGUGGGAGGUUUGAGGUUCUCUCUGGGUAUGUUAAUGCUGUUUUCCUGGUACUCGUUGGAGCUUUGAUUGUUCUCGAAUCGUUUGAGAGGAUUUUAGACCCUCAGGAGAUCUCUACUAACAGUCUGUUGUCUGUGUCUGUUGGAGGGCUCAUUGUUAACAUUGUAGGCUUGAUUUUCUUUCAUGAGGAACAUCAUCAUGCUCAUGGUGGGUCCGCUUCAUGUGGACAUUCACAUUCCCACCAUCAUUCACAUGAUCAUAAGAAAGAACACAUUACUGUUGUCCAUGACUGCCAUGACGACUCGUGUUCUAGUCCCCAUGGUGGGCCCGCUUCAUGUGCGCAACCACAUUCCCAUCAUCAUUCACAUGAUCACAAGGAAGAACACGUUACCGUUGUCCAUGACUGCCAUGAGGGCUCGCGCUCUCGCUCGCAUAGCCAUGAAAACGUUGAUUUAGGUAAUUUCGAGACUCCAGACAGACCCUUAAAGAGUGGUGAAAAAGAGAACCACCACCACCAUCACAACCACCACCACAUUGACCAUAACAUGGAAGGCAUCUUUCUGCACGUGCUAGCCGACACGAUGGGAAGUGUGGGGGUGGUGAUUUCAACACUGCUGAUCAAAUACAAAGGGUGGCUUGUUUCAGAUCCAGCCUGCUCAAUCUUCAUAUCUGUACUGAUAGUGUCCUCAGUCAUCCCCCUGCUCAGAAACUCUGCAGAAAUCCUGCUGCAGAGAGUUCCCAGAGGCCACGAACGCGACCUGAAAGAAGCCACAAGCAAUAUCAGGAAGAUGGAAGGUGUGCUUGACAUUCAGAGCCUGCAUGUUUGGAGCUUCACAAACACAGAAGUUGUUGGCACUGCUCACCUCCGCGUCUCAACUGGCACCGACAAGAUUGCUGCAAAGAACAAAGUAGCGGAUUUGUUACGCGAUGCUGGCGUGAAGGACUUGACAAUCCAGGUGGAAUGCGUCAAGGGUAGCUAACAGAAUUGGAUCUUGACAAAAUUUCAUAGUGUUCGCUUAUAGGCACGCGGAUGAAAGUCUUUGGUACAUCAAGGAAAUGAAGAAGUUUCAUCUGUUCCAUGGUCUUUUACCAGUAGCAUUUGGAGAUGGUGGGAGUGAGUGCAAGGUUUUGAGGAACUUCAAGACUCAUCAUAUUUGGUUGAAGACUAAGUGCAAAGCUUCCUUGAUAAACUCAUAUUUUCAAGUUUUUAUAUUGUAGGUUUUUUUUUUUGAGUUAAUGAAAAAAAAUCUACAACUCCAGCUUGUUUCUAAUCAUAAAAUGUUUGAAUUCAG
Messenger RNA from Cuscuta campestris, 2935 nucleotides. Lineage: Eukaryota; Viridiplantae; Streptophyta; Magnoliopsida; Solanales; Convolvulaceae. The record is from the annotation of a GenBank genome assembly.